AGCUUCAGUUCAGCCACCGUCCAUUCUGCGUUUCCCUAGAAUCCACGCCUGCUUCAGUUAUCUCACUGGUACUCGUUACGCCGUUGUGUCUGCGCUGCCCCUGUGUCGCCACCGUCAUUCAAGUACUUUCUCACUUUCAGGGAUCCGCAGGUACAUCUCUAGGGCGUUUCUUGCCGGGCCGUUUCUGGUUAGGCGAGGUUGCAGCAGAGGCAUUCGUGCAGGCAGGAUAAGUCCGUGCGAUAAUAUAUCGGUAAAAGAGAAAGUAAACCGUGUAUUGUUGUCCAACGAGCCGUGCGCAUCGCUCAACCAUCUGAUAUCGGUUGCUCGUCAAAUCCUCCCAUUUCCUGAAGUCGUCGUUUCCUGCCACCAUGCUGCCGUCAGUCGCAGUCGCGCUGGUGCUGCUCGCCGCGUCAAUCCCGGCGUCGGACGCGCAAGUGCGGCCCGGGUGCAUCCGGAAGUACCAAUGCCCGCGUCGCGGCAGCAAUCAGUGCGGUCUCUAUUACGUCUGCUCCGACUCUGCGAAACCCAAGCCGCCGUACACCCUGCAGCCGUGCGACACAUGCUCGUUCAGAGACAACGUUAAAGCCUACGCUCAAGUGUGCAACUUCAAGACCGGCCGAUGCGUGGUCAAUGCUAUCGAUGGCAAGCCUUGCACUGCAAAUGCCCAAUGCGGCAAGACGGGCGAGUUUACAUGCCUGGAGAACAAGGGUAGCAAAACCAAGCCCAAGGCCAAGCGCUGCUGCAGGACCAAGUGCCCUCCUGGCUUGUGCGGUUACGGCAAGGCUCCCGCAACUUACGUCAAUGCUUGUGGAACGAGGAUCACCUGCCCGGAGUUUGCCCAAAGAAGUGAUUGCCCUAAGGCGUUGAGGAGACGCGUAGGUCAAUAUCAAACACUAUGAUAGCUAUUGAACUAUUUAUUACCAUUUGCGUUGUAAUAUUAAAGCUCACUGGGAAAUACAGAACGUCAGGUGCUUUUGCAACGUGACGGCAGUUGCACCGUGCCACUAUCGUAUACAGGCUCCUGGAUAUUUGCGAAGCGAAUCGCCAUGGUUCCAUGUUUCCUGGGGAUUCUUGGGGACAAAAUUGUGAGACAAACCGAUUUGAGGACACCCCGUGAUUUUUACGACAUUCAAGAAUAUGAUUUCCAUUCCGCCCAAUGGCAAAAAGGUUGUUCCGACAGACCAUAACUUUCGCACUCCACCUCCUCAUUCCUGUAUCUCCCACCUCUCCUAGACAUACCUUGGCGUCGCCAACGAGAGGCAGAUGAUAAGUGUGCUGUAGUGAUCGUUUCUCGCCUAGAGACUGCAGGCGUUUCGUGGUUCUUAAGUCUCUUUGACUUUGCUUGCGUACCCUAUCUGCCUUCGACAAUCAAUAAAGAGGCCGACCUUCAUAUAUCAGACACUAGUUUCCACAGGCACGUAGCUUGCUUGUUACUUGUAUGCUGGUCCGAAGCAACUGCGUAGCUCCCGAUACGCCUCCCCACAGCAUACGUAGCUUCGGUAGGCAGCAUGCAGUUAAUCUCCGUAACGCGGCUCGGGUUGAAGCCUGUAGCAUUCAGGCCUUCAGAUGUCGAUUUACCGGGAUCAGUGGCAAUCGAUCGUUGGUGGAAUCAGACGAUCUCAACCGUCAGAUCCCCACCAUCUACGCCCCCGUGCGAUCGCGCGUAUUCGCGCGCAUCCAGAUCGACCGCCGGAAGCACCUUGAGGAGCUCUUCCGCCGUCAGCUGGAGGAGGAGAAGCGGCGUGCUGAGUCAGCAGUGACAUGUCCUGUGGAUUGCGUGAGGGAGGUGCGGACCAUGGCUGAUCUGGAAGCGGAGCUGCUUACAGCGGAGCAGAAUAAGCAGCUGGUGGUUGUGGAUUUUUACAACUCCGCAUGCGGCUCUUGUAAAUACAUUCUUCCCAAAUUUAUUGACCUCUGCAAAUCGGGCUGUCAGGGUGACUCCGAGUGUGCUGUUGAUUGGAUGGCAGAUGCAGCGGAUAGGGUUACAGCUGAUGGGGUUAGAGCCGAGGGUUCUACAGAGAAUGUGGUUGGAGAUAGUGCGGUCACUGGCAGUGUAGCAGCAUCUUCUAGUGAGAACUCGUCCGCAGAUGUUGAUACGGAAACAAUGCGGCAUGAAUUUUCAGCCGUUCGGUUCCUCAAGCACAACGUCCGAGACGACUAUGAUGAUCUAACGGAGAUUGCCCUGUUGUAUCGAAUCAAGCUGGUCCCAGCCUUCGCUUUCUUCAAGGACGGUUCUUGCAUUGGCCAGGUUGCUACAAGAAACACCGGCAGGGUGGCAGCUGCACUAGCAACCCUGCUGGCAGGGCAGAAGCUGUGAUGGUAGUGUGCGUGGUGGUUGCCACCAAGUGUGCUGACAGGCUGGAGGCUCCAGCUAUAGGAUGCGUGGCAGUGACACCUCAGUAGAAGGAUACAUGCAGCUGUCUAUUUAUCUAUUGAACAUGUGUCGUUGUACAUAUUGGGUGGUUAGGAGUGUACAUAAGCUACGAUUCGCAGUAGC
Closterium sp. NIES-67 is the source of this 2497-nucleotide messenger RNA. The record is from the annotation of a GenBank genome assembly. Lineage: Eukaryota; Viridiplantae; Streptophyta; Zygnematophyceae; Desmidiales; Closteriaceae.